Molecule: messenger RNA, 537 nt
Organism: Eutrema salsugineum
Lineage: Eukaryota; Viridiplantae; Streptophyta; Magnoliopsida; Brassicales; Brassicaceae
Exons: 1
Coding region: 1-537 (178 amino acids)
Source: RefSeq, a predicted model, not a curated record
AUGUAUAUUUUCACUGACUUCAUCGAAGAUUUCAUGGAAGUCUUCAUGGAUGAUUUCUCUGUAUAUGAAUCCUCUUUCGACAAAUGCUUGGAAAACUUAAGGAAAGUUUUGCAGCGUUGUGAAGACAAGCAUCUUUUCCUGAACCGGAAAAAAUGUCACUUCAUGGUCCGCGAAGGAAUUGUGCUUGGACAUAAAAUAUCUGGGAAAGGUUUUGAAGUUGAUAAAGCAAAACUUGAAGUCAUGAUUAGCCUACAACCUCUAACUAAUGUGAAGAGAAUCCGAAGUUUCUUGGGACAUGCCGAAUUUUAUAGGCGAUUCAUAAAAGGCUUCUCUGAGAUUGCUAGACCUCUUACACGUCUGCUCUGCAAGGAAACGAACUUCGAUUUCGAUGAAGAGUGCUUGGCAGCGUUUCAUAAGAUCAAAGACGCUCUUGUUUCUGCUCCAGUUGUGCAGCCGCCCGAUUGGGAACAACCAUUCGAAAUCAUGUGUGAUGCAAGUGAUUUUGCUGUCGGAUCUGUUCUUGGUCAGCGGAAAUAA